Opisthorchis viverrini is the source of this 1332-nucleotide messenger RNA. RefSeq lists its product as hypothetical. The record is from RefSeq and is a predicted model, not a curated record. Lineage: Eukaryota; Metazoa; Platyhelminthes; Trematoda; Opisthorchiida; Opisthorchiidae. Bases 675 to 1085 code for a protein of 136 amino acids. The transcript is spliced from 5 exons.
GUCAGUUUGAUUGAUUCAUAUCUUCGCUCUGGCCUCUUUCAGAGAACUGAGGACGAGACAAUGUCACUGGAAGAUUUCCAUACCGCAGUUACUGAUGGUGAUUUUGCCAAAGUAAAGCUGUUGUUGUCGGCAGACAGCACACUUGUGAAUGAGGUCAAUGAAGUAAGCAACCCUUUGACUGUUUGCAACCAAUAACUUACUGCAGAGUGGAAUGUCUCCCUUACACCAGGCAUGUUUUCGAGGUCAUAUGGAUGUCGCCGAAUACCUACUGCAAAAUGGUGCCGACGUGAAUUCCAGAGAUCAGAAGCAGGGCUACACUGCACUGAUGUUCGCUGCAAUCACAGGUUGGUUUUUUUCGUCUAACCGUUUCGGAUAGGAAAUCGUCCGCUGACCAAGUUGCUUCUCCAACGGGGUGCUCGUAUCAACGAUACUAAUAAAAUAGGACGGACAGCCGCCCAGAUGGCUUCAUUUGUCGGUAAUGCCUAAAUCUCACCAGCUUUUUUUAUCGGUAACCAGGCAACCAUAGUGUGUCAACUGUAAUUAACAAUUUCCUGGAGGAAUAUGAACUCGAGUUCUAUACUCAGAGCACAGUCCCUACGAAACUCAGAAUCCAUACGAACACAGCCCGGGUUCUAUACGACUUGUUGCUUGAUAUCAACUUCACCCCUGUUAAAAUGUCACUUGAUUCACACAUGGCUGGCAGUCACCCGCUGGUGAUGCAUCGUGACACAAUUAUAGGCGAAUGGAGACCAGUGGUUAAAGUAUUAGAGGACCUUUUGGAAAGAUAUUUUGUGCCUCAUCAAACUCAUGAGGCAUUGGCCUUAAAGUUCCACUUACUUGCCUGUUGUGUGCGGAAAGUAGGUGAAUACGCAGAAGAACACGGACUUUUGGCGAGUUUGGCUAACGCAAAGUGCGCUACGAGUGAACAAGCACCGGCAGGGCCCACUGUUUCCCAUUUGAGAGGACUAGUCAAGGAGUUUCUAAAUGGCACCGAUCCGCAUGGGUUUGCCGGUGGUCNCGCCACAUUUUGCCUUCUUUCCCGCACCAUGAGUCAACGCUAUGGCAAUAUGUCGUCAGGCAGAUAGUACAUCACGAUGCAUGUGAAGAAAGCCAACGCAUGGCAGCUUGCAAGGGCACCGUAAAAUGAGAAACUAAAGGAUCAGGUCAUUUCUACACAGAAUGUGAUAAACUGGUGUCUAAAACCACCCACCGAACAGCGUUUUUUCUCGUUUCGACCACGCAUUUGACCUAUUUAUUUGUCUGUUGGUACCUUCGAUUUUAAAACGUCUGAUGUAUUUUGCCCUAAUAUAAGAUAUUCUUGUUGAGUCCACC